AUGGCACCGCUUCUGCCUGGUCCGGGCGGCUUGUUGGAGCUGAGGGGCCCGUGGCUUCCCUGCCUGGGCCGGCCUCCCACCCGGAGCCUCCGAUCCCAGCCUCCCCCCCGGAGCCUCCGAUCCCGGCCUCCCACCCGGGGCCUCCGAUCCCGGCCUCCCACCCGGGGCCUCCGAUCCCGGCCUCCCACCCGGAGCCUCCGAUCCCAGCCUCCCCCCCGGAGCCUCCGAUCCCGGCCUCCCCCCCGGAGCCUCCGAUCCCGGCCUCCCCCCGGAGCCUCCGAUCCCGGCCUCCCCCCGGAGCCUCCGAUCCCAGCCUCCCCCCCGGAGCCUCCGAUCCCGGCCUCCCCCCCGGAGCCUCUGAUCCCGGCCUCCCCCCCGGAGCCUCCGAUCCCGGCCUCCCCCCCGGAGCCUCCGAUCCCGGCCUCCCCCCCGGAGCCUCCAAUCCCGGCCUCCCCCCCGGAGCCUCUGAUCCCGGCCUCCCCCCCGGAGCCUCUGAUCCCGGCCUCCCCCCCGGAGCCUCCGAUCCCGGCCUCCCCCCCGGAGCCUCCAAUCCCGGCCUCCCCCCCGGAGCCUCCGAUCCCGGCCUCCCACCCGGGGCCUCUGAUCCCGGCCUCCCCCCCGGAGCCUCCCACCCGGAACCUCCGAUCCCGGCCUCCCACCCGGAGCCUCCGAUCCCGGCCUCCCCCCCGGAGCCUCCGAUCCCGGCCUCCCACCCAGAGCCUCCGAUCCUGGCCUCCCCCCCGGAGCCUCCAAUCCCGGCCUCCCGCCCGGAGCCUCCCACCCGGAGCCUCCGAUCCCGGCCUCCCCGCCCGGAGCCUCCGAUCCCGGCCUCCCCCCCGGGGCCUCCGAUCCCGGCCUCCCUCCCGGGGCCUCCGAUCCCGGCCUCCUGCGCGGCCAGGCCCGCAGGCUGGAGAUUUUCAGUGA
Messenger RNA from Perognathus longimembris pacificus (Pacific pocket mouse), 924 nucleotides. RefSeq names its product vegetative cell wall protein gp1-like. The transcript has a single exon. Bases 1 to 924 code for a protein of 307 amino acids. NCBI's taxonomy places the organism in Eukaryota, Metazoa, Chordata, Mammalia, Rodentia, Heteromyidae. The record is from RefSeq and is a predicted model, not a curated record.